AGAUCUGAAGCAAUCUGAAUCACAGGUUUUGUUUUGUUUGGGGCAUUAAACUCUCUUUCAUCUCCCUCUGCCUCAAUCAAACCCUGCAAGGAGGAUUUGUUUUGUCUUCUCCUUUGCGAGAGGGUUCUCUGGUUCGUCCUGGUUUUGGGUGUAACAGAUGGCGAGAAUUGUGAGGAGUUGUUUACAGUCCAUAUUGAAGAUGGUGAAUUCGUUGCUGGGUAUGGUUGGGAUCGCCAUCAUCCUCUAUGCCGUUUGGCUGAUCAGAAAAUGGGAAGAAGAAAUGGGUAAUCUUCCCUUCGAUGAUGCUGACCACCCAGUUCCUUGGUUCAUUUAUGUUUUUCUUGGUCUCGGGGCUUCUCUCUGCGUUAUCACUUGUGCAGGCCACAUAGCUGCUGAAACCGUGAAUGGAUGUUGCCUUUACUUGUAUAUGGGAUUCAUCUUCUUGCUUCUGAUGCUCGAAGGUGGAGUGGUCGCCGAUAUCUUUCUAAACCGUGAAUGGAAGGAGGACUUCCCGGAGGAUCCUAGCGGUGCUUUCCACCAGUUGACAGAGUUCAUAGAGUCGAAUUUUGAGAUCUGCAAAUGGAUAGGUCUAUCUGUUGUCUGUGUCCAGGGUCUAACAGUUUUGCUGGCGAUGUUGCUCAAAGCUCUUGGGCCGCAUCAGCGAUAUGAAAGCGACGAUGAAUAUGAUGGUAGCAGCGUUGCGCUCCUCCAGGAUGGUCGUCACCCGCCGCCGUACGUAGUCGGGGAACCAGUUUACGGGGCUAAAGCUGGAGCCUGGACCAUAAGGAUAAAUGACCAUUAGAUGAUUAUCUUAUAGGGAACGUGAAAAAGGGCAUAUGCUUGGUUGGUGUGGACUGUUAAGAUUCUCGAUCGUGAUCUUUGUGAUAUGGUAGAAAUAUUUGAUAAUUGAUAUUAGCCACGUCUUUAUAUAUUUAUUUGAUUUCGGUUCGCCGACACCACCAUACGUGUAUAAUCAUACUUUGUAGAAUUGAAACGUAAUUGACGCUACAAAUAUCAACUUUGAGAA
Messenger RNA from Tarenaya hassleriana, 1027 nucleotides. RefSeq names its product tetraspanin-19. The transcript is spliced from 6 exons. Gene Ontology annotation, cellular component: membrane. The record is from RefSeq and is a predicted model, not a curated record. NCBI's taxonomy places the organism in Eukaryota, Viridiplantae, Streptophyta, Magnoliopsida, Brassicales, Cleomaceae. The coding region runs from base 158 to 802 and encodes 214 amino acids.